Molecule: messenger RNA, 2688 nt
Organism: Heterobilharzia americana
Lineage: Eukaryota; Metazoa; Platyhelminthes; Trematoda; Strigeidida; Schistosomatidae
Source: the annotation of a GenBank genome assembly
AUGAAGCCUAUACUUCCAAUUUUUAAACGCUUAACAAAUAUUUCCAGUGUUCGUCGUUUAGGAGUUGGUCUAGUAGACGAUCUAGAUCGUGUUCUUACACAUAAAGAAAUUAAAAGUGUCAACUUUGAUUUAGUCAACUAUGGAACAGAUGGAAUCUUCUUUUCAGCCUACAAUGAAGAUGGAUUUAUUUUGAGUAAUGGUACAAAAAUCAUUGGACCAUGUGCUGUUUUCCCUAAUAAUGCUUUCAGUUGGAAUGUGAAGGAUGCAUUAGAUAUAUCAGAGAAAUCGUUAUCUUUAUUCUUUUUACUGGAACCUCCAAUCGAACUACUGAUUAUAGGUAAGGGAGAGAUGAAAAGUUGGGUUGAUUAUCGUAAGAUAUUGGAUAUCUGUUGGAAGCAUAGAUUGUGUGUUGAAGUGAUGCCGACAGUUAGUGCAGUAGGCACAUUCAACUUUUUAAAUUCAGAAGGACGAUAUGUGGCAGCAGGAAUUAUUCCUCCUCAUCGUCUAGAUCACUAUGAUGAAGCAAAUCUUAAAGCUUCCAGAAUAUUAUUAUCUGAACAAGAUGAAGACGUGCAACAACCUCUGCUACAAAAUCCAACUGAUCUAAAACUACUUACAUCUGGUGAAUAUAAAGGAAUUUCUGUGGCACGUUCACCGUUAGCCAAAAUUUAUCAUGGUGUUCCCAGCCAAUGGGCUGUAUUAAACGUUGUACAAUUUCCGGUGAAAUUUUCUAAAGUAAUCAAUAAAUGCAGAAAAUUAUUUUCAAGUCAAAUUACUACUGAAUUUAAAUCAACUUCUGAAGAUCCAAAGAAUGAAUCAAGUGAACCUAAACGUAUUUGGCCAAGACAAUUACCUAAUUUUAUUGAAGCUGUCAAACCACCACCUUCAACAUCUGUGGCAGCUACUUCAAAAGCACCAUUGAUUAAAGACUUUUUCAAAGGUCAAAUAAAUCUUGAAUUGUUCGAAUUUCCAGAAUUAGAAACUAGGCAGCAGGUCGAUGAUUUAAAUGCUAUGCACAAUCAAAUCAAAGAAUAUAUACUCAAAAUGAACAGUUAUGAAAUUGAUCAAAAAAGUAGUCUAUCAAAAGAAACUAUACGUAAAAUGAAUGAAAUUGGCCUACUUUGUUUAAACAUAGAUAGCAAAUACAAUGGGCUGGGUUUUAAUACAACUUAUUGGAUUAGAGCUUGUGAAGCGAUUGGAUUAGAUGGAUCUGUAUGGGCUACAGUGACUGCCCACCAGUCAUUGACUGCUAAGGCAAUAUCUCUGCUUGGAACAACAGAGCAAAAAAUGUAUUAUUUGCCAAAAUUAGCCUCAGGUGAAUAUAUAGGCGCAUUUUGUUUGUCCGAAAUCAGUAGUGGUAAUGAUAUUCAAGCAUUGACAAGUUUAGCUGUAACAAGUGAGACUGAUGAUCAUUAUCUUCUUAAUGGUUGUAAAGUAUGGAUAACCAAUGGUGCUGUCGCUGAUGUUUUCAUCGUUUUUGCUCGAACACACUGUAAUAAUACUGAUACUAAUUCAAAUGAGAUGACUGCAUUUAUUGUGGAUCGAUCAUUGGAUGGUAUUGAAUGUGGACCUCUGUUGGAUACAUUCGGUGCACGUGGAUCAAAUGCAAAUAACAUUACAUUCAAUAAUGUGAAAAUUCCAAAGAAAAAUAUCUUGGGUAAACAUGGUGAUGGAUUCAAAUUAGCUCAAGAUGUGCUGAUAUCGCAUCGUUUGAAUACCGUAGCUGCUAAUGUCGGUGUAUUGCGUUACCUUCUUACUUAUAUCACUGAGCAUUGUUUACAACGUCAUCAAUUCGGUAAACCUAUCGGUGAUUAUUCUAGGGUAGAAGAAAACUUAUCUGAGAUUGUCUUGAAUCUAUAUGCUAUGGAGUCAGGAUUAUUUUAUCUCUCUGGUUUAUUGGAUGCUCAACCAUCACGUGAUCUCUCCUUAGAAUUGGCUGCUUUAAAGAUAUUUAGUUCUGAAAAAACUUGUUCAGGUAUUGAUACGUGUAUACAAUUGGCUGGACGUUUUGGUCUUCUUAAAGAUGUUCCAUUUGAAAGAUUUUUACGGGAUUCUAAAAAUCAUUUAACAAGUAUGGAAUCGAAUGAUAUUCUACGUAUACUAAUAGCAGGUGAAGGUUUUAGUAGCGUUAUACCAGAUUUUCAAGAAACAGUUGCUAAGUUAAGUGUUUAUACACGUCAUCCUAUAACUGUUACAAAACAUAGAUGGUUAUGUAAAGGACGAAAACGUGGAUGGUUUGCAGCUAAAACUGGUUCUGGACCAAAAGUGACUGAGGGUAAUGCUUCAAGAGAUUUAAAAGAUCAUCUACAUCCUACUUUUGGAAAAAUGUCAACUGAACUUGCUAUAAACACUCAAAGAUUUCAAAGUUUAUGUGAAAUUACACUCAUUGAACAUGGUCGAGAGAUUAUUGAUGAACAGAUGGUAUUAUGUCGGAUAGCAGAUGCUGCUAUUGAUCUCUUACUUACAUCUAUUUGUUUCGGUCGUGCUUCGAGAUCAAUUAGUAUUGGUGUGCAUCGUAGUGAUUAUGAGAAAACUUUAACUCAUGCAUUUUCUAGGCUAGCACUUCGACGUGUUGAACAAAUUAUUGCUACAAGAUCUGAAAUAGAUCGUUAUCGACAUCGUAUAGCCAGUGAAUUGUUGACACAACGCUCAUAUCCUGUACUUCAUCCAUUAACACGUGUAUGGUGA